This is a messenger RNA of Klebsormidium nitens, 2901 nucleotides long. NCBI's taxonomy places the organism in Eukaryota, Viridiplantae, Streptophyta, Klebsormidiophyceae, Klebsormidiales, Klebsormidiaceae. The record is from the annotation of a GenBank genome assembly.
GGCUCUCUCUCUGUCAUUGUUUUUGGCGCGCGUCAAGUAUCCAGAUAUCCUACAUGUACAUACUUUUGCUUCGGCCAGUGACCGUCUCCCUUGAGAGUGCUCUUUCCUUCAAUGUCCAGCGGCUGUCUCUGUCAGGUUGCCUUGAAAGACCAGAUCAGAGUGUUCCAUCCAAGAGGAUUUCAGGAUUGAUACAGAGGCAUGACAGCGGCGGCCUUCGUAAAUCCAAGCAAACUAUACCCUAUAGAUCUGGGCGGGGGUGCAAUUCAUUGAUUGCUGCUUGCAACGGUUUUUGUGCAGCAAACCCUUAGCAGCCAUAGCCAACAACUUUCCAACAGGUCGGGGCUGUAUCCUUCAGGACAUUUGGCCUGACUGCACUCAGCCAUCUCCAGGCAUAUGAUCUUUUCUUGUCAGACUGUGCUCUGUCAAUAGCGACCGUUUGAUACGAUUCAACACGGUGGUCCAUGAGCGGGUCCAGAACCUGCUCGGACGCCCAUUCCUAAAUCAGUCCGAGUGGGAUGGGUUCCUUAUGACCGCUGACACUGUUUGGUGGUCCAGUCUCUGACUGAGCGGCAUUACAUGUGACGUAUGAGAACCAGUGCAUUAAAGGCUGACCAUCAGGGUCAAUUCAUGCUGCAAGCGACCUGGUCAGACUUGCGUCAUGGCGCAGGCAGAGCACUACGACGGAAUGCAGAAUUACGAGAUUGUGAAGACAAUUGGUCAUGGCAGCUACGGCACUGCCUACCUGGUUCGUGAUGUGUCCAACAAGACGCUUUAUGCCAUGAAGAAGAUCGUGCUCUCUGACAGCAAUCAUGCAGACCGGGACGCAGCAUUGCGCGAGGCGCGGGUGUUGCAGACCCUGAAGCACCCCAAUGUACUGGGGUACCGCGAGAGCUUUCUGCAUGAGAACAGCCUGCACAUCGUAACCACCUACUGCGAAGAGGGGGACCUCUUCCAGCGCAUCCGUGCAGCAGCCAAAAAGGAGGAGUACUUCUCCGAAAUGCAAAUUCUGGACUGGUUCGUGCAGAUUGCCAUGGCGUUGCAGCAUAUCCACAGCAAAAAGAUCCUGCAUCGAGACUUGAAAACACAGAACAUCUUCCUGUGUAAAGGUGGGGUUAUAAAGAUCGGGGACUUUGGCAUCUGCAAAGUGUUGGAGCACACCAACGACUACGCCAACACGGUCACUGGAACGCCGUUCUACAUGGCCCCAGAGUGCGUGCAGAGCGUGCCAUACACGUACAAGUCGGACCUGUGGUCGCUGGGCUGCGUGCUCUACGAGAUGGCCAUGCUCAAGCACGCCUUUGACGCGGGCAACCUGCUCAGCCUGGUCUACCAGAUCGUGCGCGGCACCUACCCGCCCCUCCCGCCGCAGCGCUACUCCCCCCAGCUCGCGCACCUCGUGCGCAGCCUGCUGGCCAACAACCCCGCGGACCGGCCGCCCGUCUCGACCGUCCUGCAGAUGCCCUGGCUGCAGCAGCACAUGGCCUCCGCACAGCAACGAUGGGCCUCGAGCCAGCUGAAGACGAUCCGCGUCGACCGCGGCCCCGGCUUGGCCGCCUCUGCGGGCCUUCAGAUCGGGGCUGGAGGCGAGGUGAGCCGCCGUCCCGUGCGCACCGCGACCAGCCCCGACGGCAGCAAGGCGCUGUCCCCACAGCAGCGGCUGGUGGCGCGCAAGCUCGCGCAGAGUGCGCAGCGGGAGGCGGAGCUCAUCCGGGCCAGCUCCGAGAGCAUCCGCGCGCGCCAGGUCGCCAAGAAAAGGUUCCUCCAAGAGUUUUACCGCGGCGGUCACGAGGUGGAUGCCGGCCAGGUGGACGACGACGCCACGCCUAAUAUGGCCACGUGCCGCCUCGACACCGCCCCGCGCUCGCGGAGCGACCCCACGCCAGACUUGGGCAGUGAGCGGCAGCCGUGGGGCAGCGCGGAGUGGGCCGCCGACGCAGCGGAUGACGACGCCGUGAUGCUGGGGACCAUGACGGGCGGGGAGGACGACCGGCCCACGCACCCAGGCGACUGGGAGCGGCACGCAGAGCGGGGCAACAAGGCGAGCAGCAGUGGGCGGGCGAAGGAGGCGGACGAACAAACCGGCUUCGACUGGGAUGAGGUUCCUUGUACAGCGGCCGCGGCGCACAAGCAGGCACCCGUCGGCGGCGCCCGACCCCACAGCAGCGGGCCAGCCGGGCCGGGCAGCAAGGCGAAGAACAGGUCCCGCGAGCCGGUGGAGCGCAGCACGCUGGGGUCCACGGUGACGGCCGCCCCGGGCAUGGGCAUCGCCGCGGCGCGCAAGGUGGGCGCACCCGUCAAGCAGCCCGAGGCCGGCAGGCGAGCCUGGAGCGCGCAGCCGGGCCAGAGGCACGGGCCGGACGUGGAGCAAGAUACGGCAUCCGACGGCGGCGACGGCGAGGUGGUGUACGAGGACGACUUUGAGGAGUACAACCCCGCGGAGGACGGCCGCGCCGACGUGGCCGCUCUCAUUGGGAACCUGCACCGCCAGCUGCACAGCGACAAGAAAGAGGCGGAGUGCUCGGUGUCCGACACGUUCGUGAGCAAGGACCGGGCCAAGCGGGUGGCCAACCUGGAGCAGCGCUGCCGGGAGAAGCUGGGAGACGGCCUCUUCAAACAGGUGUACAAGUACCUGCGGCGCGUGCGGCAGGCGGAGGCGGCGGCAAGUACGAGCGAGGCGGACAUCCAGGCCACGCUGCAGGAGCUGGCGGGGAAGCAAAAGUACCACGACUGCUUCCUCGUUGACCAGCUCGUCUUCCUGCAAGCCUGACGGGGGGCCGGCCACAGAGCCCACGAGCAGUCGAGCAGCAGCCUGUGCAACCCAAAACAUACUCAGUAUAGUCCACGUACGUUGUUGUUAUCCAUGUUCGUUAAAACGAGUUGAAAAUGGAACGUAUAGUUUUG